Portunus trituberculatus (swimming crab) is the source of this 1629-nucleotide messenger RNA. It is a transcript of the gene Ercc1, whose product is annotated as DNA excision repair protein ERCC-1-like. Gene Ontology annotation, molecular function: single-stranded DNA binding; damaged DNA binding. Gene Ontology annotation, cellular component: nucleotide-excision repair factor 1 complex; ERCC4-ERCC1 complex; nucleus. The record is from RefSeq and is a predicted model, not a curated record. The transcript has 6 exons. Bases 452 to 1282 code for a protein of 276 amino acids. Gene Ontology annotation, biological process: meiotic mismatch repair; UV-damage excision repair; nucleotide-excision repair. NCBI's taxonomy places the organism in Eukaryota, Metazoa, Arthropoda, Malacostraca, Decapoda, Portunidae.
GCGUAAUGGUGAGAAGAAGUCACUGCGAGCAAAUUUAUUUGAUGUAAAGUACCUAGCAUUGAAAUCAAGAUCAACUGACCACACAAGCUGUCACUGCAGCGGGCUCAAUCUUACUCGACAGUGUGUAAACAAUAACAUCGGUCAUCUAAUGGGAGCGCGGGACUGAUUCUCCUCAAUCCUCCACUCACUGUCUGCUAUUCACCCACAGUCCCACACAGGCCAACACUGACUGACCUCCUGGGUGGCUGCACAAAUACCACUCAGGCUUUCAAGACUCAACCUCACCAGGACCUUCUUACAGAAAACAAAUUAACUCCACCGCAUAUAGCCUGAACACCUCACCACCACACACCACAUCUUUGGGGCACACAUCCUGCACGUCCCCAACAAACCCCCAAGAAGAAGAUUCUCCUCAAUUGUAUCUUCGCGGCACUGGUUUCGAUUAACCUCAAUGUCGUCUUUAAUUUCUGACAAAGAUGCUGCUGAAGCUUCAUCAUCAACAGGAGGAGGAAGUUACAUUAAAUCAAGCUAUAUUGAUGUCACAAGUAGACAGGGCAAAGAAGGUUUAUCAGCAUUCUCUAAAGCAUUCACCAACCUGAAAAAAUCUGAGUUUUAUGAAGAACCUCCACCAGAAGCAAAGACAACAAAUGAACCAAAACAGAAACCAUUGAGUAAACCUGCAUCAAAAAAUUCUGUUGUUGUUAAUCCAAAACAAAGAGGUAACCCAAUACUAAAGUUUAUUCGUAAUGUUCCCUGGGAGUAUGGAGAGAUAGUGCCAGAUUAUGAAAUGGGAGCCAACAAUUGUGCCUUGUUCCUCAGUCUUCGAUACCACAACCUGAACCCAAAUUACAUCCAUGAGCGUCUGAAGCAGCUUGGCCAUCAGUAUGAACUUCGGGUUCUCUUGGUGCUGGUUGAUGUUAAGGAACCACACCAUGAGCUGAAGCAGCUGACAAAGAUCUGCUUUUUAGCUGAAAUGACCCUCAUGUUAGCAUGGAGUCAGGAAGAAGCAGGGCGCAUGAUUGAAGUCUACAAGAUAUAUGAGAAUAAACCACCGGAUAUGAUAAUGGAAAAACAAGACUCUAAUCCUUACUCAAUGCUUAUUGAUGCACUAACAUCAGUGAGGAGUAUUAACCGCACCGAUGCAAUGACACUCCUGUCAACGUUUGGCUCUCUAGAAAAAAUAGUUCAGGCAACUGAAGAGGAGCUGGCUUUUUGUCCUGGGAUGGGUCCUCAAAAGGCAAGUAAACUAUACAAAGUCCUGCAUCAGAACUUUAAAAAGUGACCAAGACUACAACUUAUAAAAUGAAAUCUGGUAUAUUAAAGUAUUUCACAGGAUAUGAGAGAGAGAGAGAGAGAGAGAGAGAGAGAGAGAGAGAGAGAGAGAGAGAGAGAGAGAGAGAGAGAGAGAGAGAGAGAGAGAGAGAAUAUGUGAGCUAGGUCUAAUGAAGUGAUGAGAUGUGGAAUGAGAUAUAUGAUGGUUCUUACAAAAUUUGUACUGUACAAAAUUCUUAGGAUCUGCAGGCCCCACCUUUGAUGUGUAACAAAUUAAUAAAGUUUAAGUAUGUGACUGUGUGAUAUUUGUAUACAUUUUGUAACUUUGUAAAUAAAAUUGUGUACAAAAUACUAUUA